This is a messenger RNA of Lolium rigidum, 471 nucleotides long. RefSeq names its product mavicyanin-like. The coding region runs from base 16 to 471 and encodes 151 amino acids. Gene Ontology annotation, molecular function: electron transfer activity. NCBI's taxonomy places the organism in Eukaryota, Viridiplantae, Streptophyta, Magnoliopsida, Poales, Poaceae. Gene Ontology annotation, cellular component: plasma membrane. The record is from RefSeq and is a predicted model, not a curated record. The transcript has 2 exons.
UUCUCGACGACCUCCAUGGCUUCCAAGCAUAUGCUUGCCGUGGCGGCGGCGAUCAUCCUCGCCUUCCUCCCCAUGAUCGCCUCAGAAACCGUGCAUCCUGUGGGCGAUGCCAGGGGCUGGACGCUCGGCUUCGACUACAAAACCUGGUCCGAGAGCAAGCAGUUCAGAGUCAGCGACACACUGCUGUUCGGCUACAACAAGGCCUUCCACAACGUGAUAGAGGUGAGCGGGCCGGACUUCAAGGCGUGCAACACCGCCAACCCCAUCGGCGCCUAUAGCUGCGGCAGCGAUGCGGUCGGGCUGGAGAAGCCGGGGAGGAGGUGGUUCAUCUGCGCCAUCGGCAAGCAUUGCCAGAUGGGCAUGAAGCUCAACGUCACCAUCCACGCGGCGGACGCGCUCACGCCGGCCCCGGCACCGGCACCGUGGUCUCACCAUCACAAAUCCAGGCGCCCCUUCGUUUCCAAGUGGUGA